UUUUGGGCCCCACCUAUCUCCCCCAGUUUCUCUCCUCGAAUCACCCGCUCCUCUCUAUCUCUCUUUCUCUCUCACUGCACUGGUUGUGGAGAGAGAAACAAACCCUAGCUCCUCACCUGCUUUCACCAGAAACAGCGUUUGUUUCUGAUUGGCAACCCAGAAAAUCGCUGAGGAUAAUAAUGGGGGAAAUGAGACUUAAUUCUCCAUUUCCCCUUUCUCUUUUCCGAGAAUCCUUGAACCCCAGAUGAGUUUUCCCCCAAUUCUUUUUUCAUUCAAUCGGACUGGGCAUAACUUUUUUUUUUCUUUUUUUUUUUUUUGGUUCAAUUUGUUCUAUUUUUUGUGCUAUAAACCCAGGAAGAUUAUGAUAGAUACAGCAGAAACAAUAUGAAGCAAAUCCAAUCUCAAUUUCCCCCGAUUUCCAUGGAGAGAUCUGAAACCCCUAGAAUUUUCUCUCCAUUUCUGUCCCCUUCUUUCAGAAUUUCCAUGAACAAUAACAACUCUGUGUUCUCAUCCCCAUUUGUCAUUUCUUUCCUUCUGCUGCUAUCUCUUCCUCUCCUCUUUCUCUUUGCUCCUCGAAUUCUCCCUCCUCGCCAGCUCCCCAUCUCCCUGGCCGACGAGCUCGACGACCUCGCGCUCUUCCGCCGCGCGUCCUCCGCCCGCUCGUCCUCGCAUCCAUCGUCAAUCGCUCAUUUGGGCUCCGCAAAGCCUAAGAUUGCGUUUCUUUUUCUCACCAAUUCGGACCUAUAUUUUGCUCCCUUGUGGGAACGUUUCUUCGAGGGAAACCAACAUCUGUACAAUAUCUAUGUGCACGCCGAUCCCUCGGCGAAGCUCAGCCCUUUCACCGGAGUCUUCACAAACCGAUCCAUCGCCGCUAAGAAGACUCAGCGCGCGUCGCCGACUCUAAUUGCGGCGGCGCGGCGGCUCCUCGCGACGGCGAUCCUCGACGACCCCUCCAAUAUGUUCUUUGCUCUCGUAUCUCAGUACUGCAUACCUCUGCAUUCCUUCAGAUUUGUGUAUCGUACGCUCUUCUCUUCGCCGCCGAUGGAUUUGCCCAACACAGACGCCGAGUUGGCUCGACGGGUGCGGGGGAGGUACCCGAGUUACAUCGAGAUUUUGUCGAAAGAACCCUCUCUUUGGAAUCGUUACAUUGCCAGAGGCAGAAAUGCAAUGUUGCCGGAGGUACCCUUUUCGCAGUUCCGAGUUGGGUCGCAGUUCUUCGUACUCCAUCGCCGGCACGCGCUGACUGUGAUUAGGGAUCGCCGGCUAUGGAGGAAAUUUCGAUUACCUUGUUACAGUAGCGACUCGUGUUACCCAGAAGAACACUACUUCCCAACUCUAUUAUCAAUGGAGGAUCCAAAUGGUUGCACUCAUUAUACUCUGACUCGGGUUAAUUGGACCGGCACUACCAAUGGGCACCCCCAUACUUAUCGGCCGGCAGAAGUGUCGGCGCAGCUAAUAUAUGAUCUUAGGAAAUCAAAUUCCACCUAUUCUUACUUGUUCGCACGCAAAUUCUUGCCGGAUUGUUUGGAGCCGCUGGUGGGUAUUGCAGAUACCGUCAUUUUCCGUCAUUGAAGUAUGUUCCUGCUGAAAAAGAGGACCAUGGAAAUUUUUGGGGCAGCUAGGAGAUGUGGGAGAUAUGUUGGAACAAGAAAAGGGAAUAAGGUUUUGAAAGAGGCAUAAAAUGCCCAUGACCGAAGAACCCAAGAGCUUCCAACUCGGGACGCGAAAGGGAUCAAGAAGAGAGUUGAAUAAUGUUAUAUAGAACAAAAGAAAAAAGAAAAAAGGAGGGUGUUAUAUAUUGUGGAGGUGUAAUUUAGUGGGUGUAAGAGUAGGUCAAGCACUGCAGCAGCAAGCAUUAGUAUUUAGCAGCAGCAGCAGUAGUUGUUUGGGUUUGUUCCCUUUUGGCUGUUGUUUCUGUACAUAUGAAUGGGGAAGAUGAAUCUUCAAUGUUCUUGUUAAAACGAGCUGGCACAAAUAGAGAAUCAAGUAGCGGAGGUAAAUAUGGCCUUUGCUUUCUCUGUACUCUCUCUCUGAAUCUCCUUGGAGAAAUAUAUAGGACAUGAUUUCUUUUCUGUUCUUGAAAUAUUUGUUGCACCUUUUGUGAGGUGAUUUGUUACUAUAAAUUGUGUGGCUGAUGGGUUUUGUGGUACCCAACACAAUACAUUUGAAAAAAGAAAGGGAAACAGGUCUUAUUAUUAUAAA
Messenger RNA from Malania oleifera, 2202 nucleotides. RefSeq names its product glycosyltransferase BC10. Gene Ontology annotation, cellular component: membrane. Gene Ontology annotation, molecular function: glycosyltransferase activity. The record is from RefSeq and is a predicted model, not a curated record. Bases 385 to 1572 code for a protein of 395 amino acids. The transcript has 2 exons. Lineage: Eukaryota; Viridiplantae; Streptophyta; Magnoliopsida; Santalales; Ximeniaceae.